This is a messenger RNA of Cynocephalus volans (Philippine flying lemur), 1134 nucleotides long. It is a transcript of the gene IAH1, whose product is annotated as isoamyl acetate hydrolyzing esterase 1 (putative). The transcript is spliced from 6 exons. The coding region runs from base 19 to 768 and encodes 249 amino acids. The record is from RefSeq and is a predicted model, not a curated record. NCBI's taxonomy places the organism in Eukaryota, Metazoa, Chordata, Mammalia, Dermoptera, Cynocephalidae. Gene Ontology annotation, molecular function: hydrolase activity, acting on ester bonds.
UCCCUGGCCGGCGGGAAGAUGGCGCUCUCUGAGGCGGCUGGUUGCGGGAGCCUCGUGCUCUGGCCUCGCGUGUUGCUUUUCGGAGACUCCAUCACGCAGUUUUCUUUUCAGCAGGGUGGAUGGGGAGCAUCACUGGCUGACAGGCUGGUCAGAAAAUGUGAUGUUCUGAAUCGUGGAUUUUCAGGUUACAAUACCAGAUGGGCCAAAAUUAUCCUCCCAAGAUUAAUCAGGAAAGGGAACAGUUUGGACAACCCAGUGGCAGUUACAAUUUUCUUUGGUGCCAAUGACAGCGCUCUAAAAGACGAGAAUCCCAAGCAGCACGUACCCCUGCAUGAGUAUGUUGCAAAUUUAAAGAGCAUGGUGCGGUACCUAACGUCUGUGGACGUCCCUGAAAGUCGCGUCAUUCUCAUCACGCCGCCCCCUCUCUGUGAAGCCGACUGGGAAAACGAGUGCAUCAUGCAGGGUUGCAAGUUAAAUCGCCUGAAUUCGGUUGUUGGUGAAUAUGCCAGUGCAUGUUUUCAAGUGGCCCAAGACUGCAGGACUGAUGUGCUUGACCUGUGGACCCUGAUGCAGAAGGACAGCCAGGACUUUUCAUCCUAUUUAUCAGAUGGAUUACAUUUAUCACCACAAGGAAAUGAAUUUUUGUUCUCACAUCUCUGGCCUUUGAUUGAGAAGAAGGUCUCCUCUCUGCCUUUGCUCCUUCCUUACUGGCGGGAUGUAGCGGAAGCAAAACCUGAGCUCAGUCUGCUGGGAGAUGGAGACCAUUAGUCAAUCUCAGGCAACCCAAGUCUGCCUCUGGCUGUUAAUUUACAGAAUUCGAAGUCACCAGUGCACAAAGAUUCCAAGGACAUUAAUCGUAGAAUUUUUUUUUUUUCCUUAAAAAAGAUUAAACUUUUGCCCAUGACCCUGGAUCAAAAAACACUAAACAUUUGCCACCAAUAUUAAUAAAAAUAUUAGGAUUUUUCAGGGAAGUUUUGUAAUUAUGUACAUUGUGUUUUAAAUAUUUAUUGAUUGAUGCAUGUAUCAUCAGUGCCACAGCUACAAAAUAUACCCUGAGCAGCUUAAUUGUAAAAAUGGCAAAAAAUGUAAUGACAAGCUUGUUUUUUUUAAAAAGUCACAAUUUUAUAAAAAAUG